Messenger RNA from Amborella trichopoda, 1994 nucleotides. RefSeq names its product asparagine--tRNA ligase, cytoplasmic 1. The record is from RefSeq and is a predicted model, not a curated record. Gene Ontology annotation, molecular function: asparagine-tRNA ligase activity; ATP binding; nucleic acid binding. Lineage: Eukaryota; Viridiplantae; Streptophyta; Magnoliopsida; Amborellales; Amborellaceae. Gene Ontology annotation, cellular component: mitochondrion. Gene Ontology annotation, biological process: asparaginyl-tRNA aminoacylation.
CUGCUUUCUCGCAUCCGAUCCCUACGCACGCGAUUAUUUUUCACGUCUAGAGGGAGACAGAGAGCGUGGGAAUUAGGGUUUAGGGUUAGACAGGGAAGAGUGAAAGUGUGCCAAGUGCAAACGACAGAGAUAACCUAGAGAGAAAGAAGAGACACGCAGCCUCAUUGCUUCCAGCCAUGGCUGAAGAUGGGCCUCCAACUCGAGAGCUGGAGGCCAUGAGCCUGGAAAGUAAGGUCAAGUGGUCGAAAUACUCGAAGCGGGUGCUCAUCAAAAGCAUACUAGGUCGCGGAGAUGGUGGCGUGGCCUUGGCUGGUGAGAAGGUUAUAGUGGGUGGUUGGGUGAAGACGGGAAGAGAGCAGGGCAAAGGCCAGUUCGCCUUCCUCGAGCUCAAUGAUGGCUCCUGCCCCGCUAACUUGCAGGUUAUAGUGGACUCUUCUGUAAGAGCUCUUGGUGAUCUUGUACCUACUGGAACAUGUGUGGUUGUUCAAGGGGAGCUCAAGAAGCCACCUGAAGGAACCAAGCAAAAUGUGGAGCUUAAAGUCACUGAUGUUUUGGAAGUUGGUUCUGUUGAUCCAAUCAAAUACCCAAUUCCGAAAACCAAGCUCAGAUUGGAUUUCCUUCGAGACUUUGUGCACUUGCGUCCUAGAACCAAUACGAUAUCUGCAAUCGCUCGAAUCCGCAACGCACUUGCAUUUGCUACACAUACAUUCUUCCAGAAGCAUGGAUUUCUUUACGUUCAGACUCCGAUCAUCACGACUAGUGAUUGUGAGGGUGCUGGUGAAAUGUUUCAAGUAACAACUUUGUUCAGUGAGGCUGAAAAGGUCGAGAAGGAGUUGAAAGAAAAUCCUUUACCAUCAGAUGCUGACAUAGAAGCUGCUAAGCUCCUCGUCAAGGAGAAAGGAGAGUUGAUUUCACAUUUGAAGUCAUUGAAAGCUAGUAAGGAGGAGAUUAGUGCAUCUGUUGUUGAACUUACAAAGGCGAAGGAAAAUCUCGCAAAGAUGGAAGAGAGAUCUAAACUUACAGCUGGUAUUCCAAGAAAGGAUGGGAAGGUUGAUUAUUCCCAUGACUUUUUUGCUCGUCAAGCGUUUCUAACUGUAUCUGGCCAGUUGCAAGUUGAGACCUUUGCUUGUGCCCUUAGUAGUGUUUAUACAUUUGGGCCAACUUUUCGAGCAGAAAACUCUCAUACAUCAAGGCAUUUAGCUGAGUUCUGGAUGGUGGAGCCUGAAAUCGCCUUUGCAAACUUGGUGGAUGAUAUGAACUGUGCAGAAGAUUAUGUAAGAUUCCUGUGUCAAUGGUUGCUUGAUAACUGUCUUGACGACAUGGAAUUCAUGGUUAAAAAUUUUGACAAGACGGCCAUAGAUCGUCUGAAGAUGGUAUCAUCAACUCCUUUUAAGCGCAUUACAUACACAGAAGCGAUAGAGCUGCUGAAAGAUGUGAAAGACAAGGCUUUUGAGAACAAGGUGGAGUGGGGUAUUGAUUUAGCAUCAGAGCAUGAGAGGUACUUGACUGAAGUGCACUUCAAGAAACCAGUUAUCGUGUACAACUACCCAAAAAAAAUUAAAGCAUUUUAUAUGCGUGUCAAUGAGGACAAUCAAACAGUGGCUGCAAUGGAUGUCCUCGUACCUAAGGUUGGAGAAUUGAUUGGUGGAAGUCAAAGGGAGGAACGGUAUGACAAUAUUGUGGAAAGGAUCAACGAGAUGGGGCUGCCUAUAGAGCCUUACGAAUGGUAUCUUGAUCUGAGGCGUUACGGCACUGUAACUCACAGUGGAUUUGGUUUGGGUUUCGAGCGCAUGAUCCUGUUUGCUACAGGCCUGGACAACAUCAGAGAUGUUAUUCCCUUUCCAAGAUACCCUGGCAAGGCUGAUCUUUAGAUUUUAUGCCUUCUCCACAAUUAGUACAAUUCCUAGGUUUAUUUAUUGUGUAUUGGGUUUUAAUUUUAGUUUCGUUGGAUAUUUCGAGGGAAAUUAAUAUUAUAGGCAAUUUUUUAGUGAUCU